Molecule: messenger RNA, 441 nt
Organism: Staurois parvus
Lineage: Eukaryota; Metazoa; Chordata; Amphibia; Anura; Ranidae
Source: the annotation of a GenBank genome assembly
UCAGCAGCCAGCCAGCCAGCACUGUUAGUUAGGGCCACAGAGACUUUAGGGCCACAGAAUCGUUACUUAGGGACACAGAAUAUCGUUACUCAAGGACACAGAAUUGUUACUCAGGGAGACACAGAAUUGUUACUCAGGGACACAGAAUUGUUACUCAGGGACAGACACAGAAUUGUUACUCAGGGACACAGAAUUGUUACUCAGGGACACAGAAUUGUUACUGAGGGACACAGAAUCGUUACUCAGGGACACAGAAUUGUUACUCAGGGACACAGAAUUGUUACUCAGGAUAGACACAGAAUUGUUACUCAGGGACACAGAAUUGUUACUCAGGGACACAGAAUGUUACUCAGGGACCACAGAAUGUUACUCAGGACACACAGAAUUGUUACUCAGGGGGACACAGAAUUGUUACACAGGGACACAGAAUUGUUACUGAGG